Messenger RNA from Anopheles darlingi, 1430 nucleotides. It is a transcript of the gene Had1, whose product is annotated as lambda-crystallin homolog. The coding region runs from base 323 to 1270 and encodes 315 amino acids. NCBI's taxonomy places the organism in Eukaryota, Metazoa, Arthropoda, Insecta, Diptera, Culicidae. Gene Ontology annotation, biological process: fatty acid metabolic process. The record is from RefSeq and is a predicted model, not a curated record. The transcript has 3 exons. Gene Ontology annotation, molecular function: oxidoreductase activity, acting on the CH-OH group of donors, NAD or NADP as acceptor; NAD+ binding.
GCUGGCCCGGAUCGAUCAGUUAACGCCAUCCUCUGACCGCGGUAGGACAUAUCUUCGCGAGCUUGCGCCUUCGGUAGAAGUACACAUUCCGUAGACCCAACUCGGUGAAGGGUGUGUCAUAGCAGCUUACAGGCAGUACUCUGCUUCAGAUUCAAAUCCACAGUUCGAUUGUGUCUUGUAUCCGGAUACCGGAAAGUUGCCUUUCUAUUUUCCCCUCCCCUCCUACAAGUGAUUGAGUUAAGGCUGGUGGUCGCCAAUCGUGACCCGUUCGAACGUCUAAUCGUGUUCCCUUUCUGCACGCAAAACCGGAUUACACUAGAAAAUGGCAACCAAAAUGAAGAAGGAAAAAGUGGCCAUUAUUGGAAGUGGACUCAUUGGCCGCUCCUGGGCCAUGCUUUUCGCUGGCGUUGGCUAUCAGGUCACGAUCUACGAUAUCAUCCCGGACAUCGUCUCGAAGGCGCUGGUCGAAACCGAACGCGAGCUGAACAAGCUGGAAAAGGAAGGCCUACUGCGUGGCGCGCUUACGGCUGCGGAACAGUUUGCUUGCAUCAGCGGAACGGACAAUCUGAAGGCGGCCAUUACCGGUGCCCUGUACGUACAGGAGUGCGUCCCGGAGCGUUUGGACAUUAAGAAGAAGCUGUACGGGGAGGUCGAUGGUUUCGUGGGCCCCGACACGAUACUGGCCAGCUCCACCAGUACCUUCAUGCCGUCACUAUUCAGCGAGGACCUCAAGCAUCGCUCACAGGUUCUGGUCGCACAUCCGGUCAAUCCACCUUACUAUGUGCCGCUCGUGGAGAUUGUACCAGCACCGUGGACAAAACCGGAGUUCACUGCUAAAGCCCGUGAGUUAAUGACAGAGAUCGGUCAGAAACCGGUCACAUUAUCACGACAGAUCGAAGGCUUUGCCCUGAAUCGUAUCCAGUAUGCGAUCCUGAACGAAACCUGGCGCCUCGUUUCGGACGGCAUUCUCAGCGUGAAGGACAUCGACGUGGUAAUGUCGGAGGGUUUGGGCAUGCGGUACGCCUUCCUUGGUCCCCUCGAAACAGCCCAUCUGAACGCGGAAGGUAUGCUGAACUACUGCGAGCGGUACAGCAACACGAUCUACGCCGUCAGCGAAACGAUGGGUGCCACGCCCCGGAUGGAGGGAAAAGUGGCGGAACAGGUGGCUAAGGAGCUGGAGGAAAUGGUGCCGAUCGAGAAGCUACCGGAACGUCGUGCCUGGCGUGACGCCUGUCUAACAAAGCUGGCUCAGCUGAAAAAGAACAUCUAAAGACGCCUAGUAGAUGAGGGAUGGAUCCUGACAAACACAACUACACUCCAUUGUGUACUACGAUAUAAUAUGUUUUAUGUAAACUCUUAUGACCUUGUGCAUAAGUACAAUGCACCAAUAAACACAACAAACAAAGUAAAUAAGAAGGUGCCUCAUUUGA